Messenger RNA from Hippoglossus stenolepis (Pacific halibut), 4988 nucleotides. It is a transcript of the gene tp53bp2a, whose product is annotated as tumor protein p53 binding protein, 2a. Gene Ontology annotation, molecular function: p53 binding. Bases 440 to 3883 code for a protein of 1147 amino acids. Gene Ontology annotation, cellular component: nucleus. Lineage: Eukaryota; Metazoa; Chordata; Actinopteri; Pleuronectiformes; Pleuronectidae. Gene Ontology annotation, biological process: regulation of apoptotic process; signal transduction. The transcript is spliced from 22 exons. The record is from RefSeq and is a predicted model, not a curated record.
CGCGUCCAAUCAUGCCUUGUUUUCCUGUCGGUAGCAUCUGUUGCUGCGGACAUUGUUGGAAACCAAACUCUUCAUGAGAAGAAAUCAGGUUUAACAUCUUUAAAGUGAAACUAUAAACUAUAACAAAGUUUGAUGUUUACACCGGACUAGACGAGGAGGAGGGGGGUGGGGUUCCGCUCCUGGAGGAGGCGGGGCUUGAAUUCCAAAGUGGGAACGAGUUUCCUCUCGAGACGUCACUCCGGGAUAGGCUGCGAUCCGCCGAGCUGUGCUGUCACUCAUCGGGGUUUCGGGCUGAUCACCAUCGCUUCCUCCGGACGCGACCCCCCAGGCAGGAGAAAGUAGCCCUACCCGUCGCGGGAUUAAAGUGAUCGCCAGUCCCGUCGCUUUCGUCGAAACUGCCAGUGAGAGACGGGGGUUCAUGCCGCGUUGGGUCAGCUAAAUGCGGCACGAAGCUAAAAUGAUGCCGAUGUUCCUAACUGUAUACCUCAGUAACAAUGACCAGCAUUUUACUGAGGUUCCCGUCACCCCGGAGACGCUAUGCCGGGACGUGGUGGAGUUGUGCAAGGAGCCCGGUGAGGCGGACUGCCACCUGUCCGAGAUGUGGCGUGGAUCCGAGCGAGCCGUAGGCGACGGAGAGAGGAUGCUGGAUGUUCUCCAGCGAUGGGGACAGCACAGAACAGAGGUGCGCUUCUUUCUGCGUCAUAACCGAGCCCCCAGCAGGGAAUCAGGAGGCUCAAGAGGCUCAGAGCCGAAGAGGAAUGGAGUGAAGGGUCCUCAAGAAAGGAGGAUGGAGAACGGGGUGGCGACACCCCGCAUGGACAUGACGCUGGUCGAGCUUCAAGAGAUGGCAUCCAGGCAGCAGCAGCAGAUAGAGGCUAAACAACAGCUCCUCGCUUCCAAGGAGCAGCGGCUGCGCUACUUGAAGCAGCAGGAGCAGCGUCAGCAGCAGCAGGCCUCUGAGCAGGAGAAGCUCCAGCGCCUCCGAGAGAACAUUGAGAACCAAGAGACUCGGCUCAAGAAGGUCCGGGCACUCAAGGGCCAGGUGGAGCAGAAACGCCUCAGCAACGGCAAACUGGUUGAGGAGAUAGAACAGAUGAACAACCUGUUCCAACAGAAGCAGAGAGAACUAGUGAUGGCUGCAUCAAAGGUUGACGAGCUCAGCCGUCAGCUAGAUUUGCUGAAAAAUGGCAAAAUGGAAAACUUCCAUGACAACCAGAGCUCCGUCGCCGAACUAGACCGACUCUACAAGGAGCUACAACUGAGGAACAAGCUAAACCAGGAUCAGAACUCUAAGUUGCAGCAGCAGAGAGAGAACCUGAACAAGCGCAACCUGGAGGUGGUUGCCAUGGACAAACGGAUCAAUGAGCUCCGAGAUCGGCUGUGGAAGAAGAAGGCAGCACUGCAGCAGAAGGAGAACUUGCCUCCUCAGAUGCCCCGACAUUCACAGCUCACCCAUGCCAACAAUGGCUACCCUGGUAAAGAGAGGGCUUCAAAAGACACUCAUCUUCAGCAGCCCUCUGAUAGCCUGGCCGGACAGCAGACAGGUCCAUCUCGAGUGGCAGCGGUCGGCCCAUACAUCCAAUCAUCCACCAUGCCCCGGGGCCCAGUGAGACAUGACCUGCUUGUAAAGCCAGCCUACCCUGACGGCACUGCCACCCUACCAGCCCACGAACCACAGAGCAAGGCCGGUGCAGCAGGAGCAGAGGAGUCUGGGACACCUGCUGGUUGUGAUGUCACUCUGAGCUCAGAAGGUCCAGACUCUAACACCAACGGUCAUGGUCCUUCUUCGACACUGCCACGAAUGUCCUCUCACUCCCACGCAAACGCAGAACAAGAUGAGACGGAACUGAAGAGAGACAGGAAGGUACGUCCACUUUCCAUGUUCGAGUCAACAGAAGUUCCCACCACCUCCCUCCGCAAAAACCAGAGCAGUGAUGACCUGGUCAGGGAUGCUCAUUCUGCCCCCAAGGCUCCGGUCAAGGUGCCUCCUCCCGUCCCCACCAAACCGAAAGGCCCGGGGGUUAUGCCCUACAGCAAACCAGGCCUCAACACAGGCACUUUCCCUAAAGCCAAGCCCCACAGCCAGCAGCCCCAGGCUGCCCAGAACCGCACCCCUAUGACACCCUCACAGAGCCAGACACUCCCCCUGCCCACCAAGCAGGACGUUCCACCUGCAGCCACCGUACGGCCCUUCACCCCAGAGCUGCCCUCCUCCAAAGAUACCAGCCUGACUAAGCCCCAGACCUUAGCGGCCAGCUCCAUAUACUCCAUGUACACACAGCAACCUGGCUCAGCCAAGCCCUUCCAGCCCAGUUUGCAGGGUGUUCUCAACAGGUCCCAGAACCGCAACAACGGAUUCACCAGUGUGUACGGUAAACCAGUGAUCCCCAUUGGAGGCCCCUUAUAUCCAGAGAACCCGUACCUGGACCGCCGCUCCCCUGCCCCAGAGUUUGAAGUUGACCACAAUGGAGCCAACAAUGUGGGUCCCAUCUCAUCUGAGGGCCCCCAACCGGAAACGGAGCGCACCCCCCGGCCCCUCAGCCCCACCAAGCUGCUUCCCUUUAUUUCUAACCCCUACAGACAUCAGAGCGAGGGUGACUUGGAAGCCCUGAGAAAGAAACUCUACAACGCCCCGAGGCCCCUGAAGAAACGCAGCUCCAUCACUGAACCGGAAGGUCCUGCAGGGCCCAACAUUCAGAAACUCCUGUAUCAGAAGACCACACUGGCAGCUAUGGAGACCAUUGCGACCACACCAACCACCCCCACUUACGCUGGUGAAGCAGAGCAGGUGGCAGAGGGAUCUGUGGGGCCACAUGUUCCAAACCUUCUCAUGGGUGCAGAGAACCACCCUUCAGAGACAGGACCUGCUCUGGAGGGAGGACAGCCGCAAUCUUCCCUUCCUGUCCCUGCCGAAAAAACCAAAACGCCUUCAGCUAUCCCAGAGAGUGAAGACAUUAUCCCCCCUCCUCCUCCAUCCCACCCGGCCCCCAGGCCAGAUGAUGCCAUUUUCCUACCACCACCCCUUGCUGGCUUGGAGGACAUAAUCCCCAACCUGCCUCCUCCGCCUCCAGAGGGCUUCCUUGAGGAGUUCCCUCCCUACCCACCUCCACCGUACCCCAGCGGAGGAGAGCAGGACAGUUUGGGAGAGGACACCUUUAACAUGAAGGCACCAGAGGUCACGGGCCAAGUCACACUACCACCGGGGAAGAGGACCAACUUGCGCAAGCUUGGCUCUGAACGCAUCGAUCACAGCAUGAGAGUGAAGUUCAACCCACUGGCUCUGCUGCUGGACUCGUCUCUGGAGGGAGAGUUUGACCUGGUCCAGAGAAUCAUCUAUGAAGUUGAGGAUCCCAGUCUGCCCAACGAUGAAGGCAUCACAGCUCUACAUAACGCUGUCUGUGCCGGACACACAGAGAUUGUCAAGUUUCUGGUUCAGUUUGGAGUCAACGUCAAUGCUGCUGACAGUGAUGGCUGGACACCUCUUCACUGUGCUGCAUCCUGCAACAACGUACAAGUGUGCAAGUUCCUGGUGGAGUCCGGCGCUGCAGUGUUCGCUAUGACUUACAGCGACAUGCAGACGGCAGCUGAUAAAUGUGAAGAGAUGGAGGAGGGCUACACCCAGUGCUCACAGUUCCUCUAUGGUGUGCAGGAGAAGAUGGGCAUCAUGAACAGGGGUGUGGUCUACGGUCUGUGGGACUACACCAGUGAAAACCCUGAUGAACUGACGUUCGGCGAGGGAGACUGCAUGACCAUCAUCCGCAGAGAAGACGAGGACGAGAUGGAAUGGUGGUGGGCACGCAUGGCCGACACCGAGGGUUACAUUCCCCGCAACCUCCUCGGGCUCUAUCCCAGAAUAAAGCCUAGACAGAGGACCCUGGCUUAAAACACAAAGACCCUGGACAUUCCAGUCAGCCAGCGUGCGCGUGCACACACACGAACAAACCCACACGCUUUAACAGACUGGAAAAGAGACAGACUCUGCUGAAAUGAAGAGACAACGACAGACCAAACCAUAUGAAGGAUCAACUCUGAGCUCUUUCUGGCACUUUUCUGUUUCUACAAUAGAAGGAUUCUCUCUCUCUCUCCCUCUUACUGUGUACUUUGUACUCAAGACACUAGUGGCAUUGUUUUUCCUUGACCCUGCUGUUUUUGUACUUAGCAUCUGAACUACUCAGCUACUAUUUCUAAAGUGACAGAAACUCAAAACUUGGGAUGUAAAAGGAACGAGCAGUAUUUUUAUUUCUAGAAAGUGAUUUUUACACUUUUGAACUGUUCUUUAUUUUCUAACAAACUUGGGGCUCUACGUUGCAUGUGGUGAACGAGUGGAUGAUUCUUUUGAAUUGCUGAUACCUUGACAAUCUUAGGGAGCUUGUUUCUCGUCGUCUACCCUGAGUAACCGUGCCUCUGUAUAUCUACACUGGAGGUGAAAAGUUUCAGCUGUGACCACCACUGUUCUGCCUAAAUCGAUGAAAUAUGAAAGGAUUGGUGGGAAAGACAGACGGUGAAGCUUUUGAUUGAUCUUUUGCUGUUCACGCUGUGGUCGAUGAUGCCCAGAAAUCCAGUCUCCUGCAGUGACACGUGUUUAAGAUGCCACAAGAUACCACAAGAUACUGUGUAUACAUGUACUUCUGUCACACAAACUAGUGAAAUGUUGCUGUAGGAAUGAUAUUGUUAUGAAAAUGGAUUUCAAUAAGUAUGAAUUUUACAAUACAGUCAUGUAAUGAGGCAAGCCUAAUACCAAGAAUCUUGACUUUUUGUAGUGAUCAGUAAGAGAUGACUCAUUAUAUUGUAAAGUCACAACAGUCAAACAAGUCAAGUCAUCUCUUAAAAGCAAAAAAUUACAUUCCCAAAACUCACCUUAUCACAUAUCUCUGUCAACUCAGAUGUAUUUAUUUUUGUUAUGUUUUUCUUUAGCCCUUUUGUCAUAAUUAUAACCUCAAAUGUACUGUAGUAUUUCAAGCAUUUACAAUAAAAUAAUUUGUACUAAG